Messenger RNA from Pseudozyma hubeiensis SY62, 1548 nucleotides. RefSeq lists its product as hypothetical. The transcript has a single exon. Bases 1 to 1548 code for a protein of 515 amino acids. NCBI's taxonomy places the organism in Eukaryota, Fungi, Basidiomycota, Ustilaginomycetes, Ustilaginales, Ustilaginaceae. The record is from RefSeq and is a predicted model, not a curated record.
AUGUUCUCGAACAUACCCGAAGUCGAGGCCAACAGCAGACUAAGUGACCCGCCCGCCAUCAGCAACUCGAGUUCAGCAGAAAGCACACGUAGAGCAGCGCCGGACACACCGCCUCAGCUACGAGUGGGCCAGGAGCCUGUUGGUUUCACAGGAGCAGGAGGCUUUGGCGACUGUUUUCCAUGGAUGAAGCCAAGCUUCACGACGGACUCGGAGACUUCUCUACACCUACCUUCGUCGUCAAUCAACAUUCAGUCACCAUCAGAUACCAGGGAUGCAGCGGACGAGGUAAUUGAAGAAGGAUCUCGUCGCAAGCCGGAUUCAAGCAAUGCGAAGGGCGGCGAUCCGUCAGCGCUGCCAAUGCUGAGAGGCUGGCCGCUGUCACCUGUCGCAUCGUCCUUCCACGUACCGGAGGCUGUACCGACGACGAUACCUGUACCAGAUCACGCUGCGCCAUCAUCGAACCAGGAUGAGUGCUUCGAAGGCGAGGUGCUGGACUUGUAUGAGGACGACAACCUUCGCGGUUACCAGGUGUGGACUCGCGGCGGCAAACGCUCGAACGUCAUGGCAAUACGCAUUCCGCGCCAAAUGAUGGGUUGGAAGGCGAUCCUAAUGGAUGCCAGCCGUCUGGAAGAGAAUCCCACCUUUGACACAUCGAAGAAGGCACGACGGGCUAGCAAGGUGAUCGGCAAGCAGGGGUGGGAAGUGAGGCAGGAAGCGCUCAAGAACAGCUACGAUUUUCGGAGAGGCUCGGGUAUCUGGGCCACCAUGCACAGUGGGCACCGGCUGUUCAAGCACGAUUGGCACAUCAUCAUCAAGGACGGCUCGAGAUACGUGUGGAGGAUGGACAAGCAUGCCUUGGCGCUGUACCGCGAGGGUGCAGAGGAAGCUGAUGUCAAGGUGGCAGAGUUCUGCCGAGCUAUGCCUGCGAGCAGCCCGAUUGGCUCCCAUGACAGUCACGGUGCUGUCGGAAGAGUACCCGAUGACACGAAGCGAGUCGGAUCGCUCUUCUUUCAGGGUCAGAGAUCGAGUAUACUUCCAGGUCGCUCACACGAGGGAUACAUCUUUGGCAUCAGCCUGGCUAUGGCCAGUCUCGUAGCUGUGUUUGGCGCUAGAGGAGGGCACGCCAACGUGUCGGCAGCGUUGGAGCCAUCGGCCGAUCCGAUGCGAACGGUGCUGGAGAAGCAAAGGCAAGACGAACCGGAUCGUGAGCAGAUGAUGCUUGCACUGCCGCGCCCCGGGUUUGCGAGGGAGACCGAGUCGGUGCUUUCCGACACUACGGACGAAGACGCGGGUGAAACGAACGACUACCACAAGCAACCAGGGCACUCGAAAGGUCUGGUACCCGAUCAACACAGAUCAUCUUGGCAGACAGCGCAGGACGCUCCGCCGCAGACAGAACGCAAGAGGUUCUCCUCCUUUUUUGGCAAGAGCAGCGCCUCGUUGGUUGUGGCCGACGAAGCGCCACGCUCGACGGACCAAAGGUAUUUGACUGCAUCGCAACGCAUUGCCAGGCAAUACCGGACUCAGAGCGUCUUUCUCGGCAGCUAA